Molecule: messenger RNA, 2238 nt
Organism: Truncatella angustata
Lineage: Eukaryota; Fungi; Ascomycota; Sordariomycetes; Amphisphaeriales; Sporocadaceae
Exons: 4
Coding region: 229-1821 (530 amino acids)
Biological process (GO): transcription elongation by RNA polymerase II; poly(A)+ mRNA export from nucleus; post-transcriptional tethering of RNA polymerase II gene DNA at nuclear periphery
Cellular component (GO): transcription export complex 2
Molecular function (GO): double-stranded DNA binding; RNA binding
Source: RefSeq, a predicted model, not a curated record
UAUUUUUAUUUAUUUGCGACAAUCAUCUAACAGCGAAUUCUCAAGCUCGUGUUUCUCAAAAUCCUAAGGAAUUAGCAGGUGGGAUUAACACUAAUGCGUUAUAGAUAUUGAACCACGUGCACACUGUUCCGAUUGCAGGCAGGCUCCCAUUAAUCCUUGGGUCGGGUCUUUGCUCAAAGCUGCCGCCGGUGUUGUUUCCACUGUAAAUUAGCGCAUUGAUAUCUCAUAAUGGCUUCCUUGACUGGUCAAUUUCUCGGUGAGGUUCGCGGCUUCCUUAAAUACCGAAAUGGGGAUCAAUUACGACAAUGGCUACAAGUAGAACCGCCCGUGCCAGAUCAUUACCAUAAGCUCUCGCAAGAGCUGCGCAACGUCGCCUCCAUCGAGAAGAUGGUCGAGCAGCAUCUGCCAGAGGAAGAUGACGUGCCAGCGGACCAGGGUACAGCUUGGCGGGGCUUUAUUGUUUUCAUGGACGAUUAUCUGAAGUAUUGGAGAGACGUGGACUUUGAGGAUCUUCUAGGCGCUCAUGAUCUGCUCAUGGGAUUGACAAACUCUUGCACAACGGCACUCAACAAUCCCACUUAUGGAACAAUAAUGCUACAGACCAGUGUAGCGCUUUGCGGCUCCCUGUCCAAGCUGUCCAUGACACUUAACAAGCGGCCUGAUCUGACUAGGAAGCUUCAGACAAUCGACACCAGUGGUGGCGAGGAAGAACAGAAGUCCAUUAUCGACAAGGCCGCAGAGGUGAUGCAAAGGGUCUUCACUGCUUGCUUAGCGGAUAGGACAAGUGACCAAUUUUCCAAACCGGAAGGCAAAAAGGUUGGCGUCUAUACAUUUGCUAACGUAACGUUGAAGCUGCUUUUUGCUUGUCGUAAAACUCAUCUUGCAAAGACCAUCUUCAUGAAUAUCACAGCAAAGUCACCGCCCUUGUCAUUCUAUCCAGCUGCUCAACGCGUCACCUAUCUUUACUAUCUCGGCCGCUUCCACUUUAUCAACAACCACUUUAGUCAUGCCGCACAAUGCCUGGAGCAAGCUUACCUCCAAACACCUUCCACAUUUCAAAAUCAUCGUAGGCUCAUUCUUACGUACCUGAUACCAAGCAAAAUGCUGCUUGGCUACCUACCGUCCAUAAAUAUUCUUCAGCGACCGGAAGCCGCGACUCUAUCACCAAUAUUUUCACAACUCGCACUGGCCAUUCGGACGGGGAACUAUAUCUUGCUCCAAUCAACAAUUGCAUCGAACGAGAAGUGGCUAUUUCGAAAAGGUCUCCUUUUGACCCUCACAUUCCGGUUGAAGCCUUUGGUAUGGCGGUCCUUAUCGCGCCGCACAUUCCUUCUGACCUACGUGGCAACACCGAUGGACCCAAGCAAGCCAGCCAACAAAGCAGCAACACUGGACCUGGCACACCUGCUCGUCACAUCUACCUACAUACAGAAACGUCUCGAAGGCUAUCUGCCGGCAGAAAUGCCAUCGCGAGCACGACCACCACACGUCAACGCCAUGUUUAUGAAUACUGUGACAAAGAAAGCGAAGUCCGGGGUGGAAAACAGCACACUUGUGGCGCCGCCGGGUGGGCCAAAGAAACUGCGACCCAACGAUGGCUUGGUUUGGGGGAACAUGGCGGUCACAGCGGAGCAUGUAGAGGAUGUAGUGGCAUCACUUGUCUCGCAAAGUCUCCUGCAUGGCUAUGUAGCGCACGCACAGGGGCGCUUUGCGAUCAUGGGCGCGGCGAAGAAGGGUAGUCCCGUCGCGGCUGGAUGGCCAACUGUGGCUGAGGUGAUAGGGAUGGGGGAUGGCGAUGUACCCGGUUGGGUGAAGGGAUGAUCAAGUCUGGUGCCUGGGAGUAUAGAGGGUGACGCGAGAUCUUGUCGAAAAUAGAUCUCAGACACGCUGGUUUGCGGACUGAUAUCCAAAUUUAUCGUGCUUUCUAUAUCCACCAAGGUCACAGAAGUGUAGAGCGCUAGAUGUCUUCUUAUUUAUGCCAUGUUCAACAGAACAUGGCCGACGAGCUUGUUGACCGAGUUUAGGUCGUCAAAAGAAGAAGUGAAGAGCUGUAAAAGUUAUAUUUAGAAGAAUCCACCUAUGCCUCACUUUGCAAGGAUUUUCCGCCCCACCCCCUAGGAACCACAGGUCCCACGCUAAAAGAAGUAAUCGUCUCGUCUCGUCUUGAGUCUUGAUCAUGUCGUACUUAAGUAUAUAGUGCUCGCUAAGUCGAUGCUACUGCUUCACCUGUUUGUUUCC